Molecule: messenger RNA, 1665 nt
Organism: Ambispora gerdemannii
Lineage: Eukaryota; Fungi; Glomeromycota; Glomeromycetes; Archaeosporales; Ambisporaceae
Source: the annotation of a GenBank genome assembly
AUGUCUCAACCACAAGUUGCAAACCUUGGUAUUUUUAAAAUACCUGAAAUCAGAAAUGAACCUAUGAAAACUUAUUCUCCCCAUAGUGAAGAACGUGCCAAACUGCAGGCUGCUUUAAAAGAACUCCGAAAAAAAGCCCCAAUUGAAAUACCCAUUCUUGUAAACGGCGAAGAGAUUCGCACUGGUAAGAUUGAAGAGCAACGAAUUCCAUCAGAUCAUGCGACCGUUCUUGCCAAAUAUCAUGCGGCCGAUCAUGCAACAAUUGAUAAAGCCAUUAAAGGAGCAUUGACUGCUAAAGUUAAUUGGGAGGCUUUACCAUUUAAUGAUCGUGCUACUAUUUUUUUGAAAGCAGCCGACCUGUUAUCCGUAAAGUAUCGAUACAAAUUAUUGGCUGCAACCAUGCUUGGACAGGGCAAAAAUGCAUGGCAAGCCGAGAUCGAUGCUGCAGCUGAAUUGAUAGACUUUUGGCGUUUCAAUGCAAAAUACGCGCAAGAAAUCUAUCAACAGCAACCUCCAAUUAAUUCGCCUGGUGUCUGGAAUCGAGUCGAGUAUCGACCACUUGAGGGAUUUGUUUACGCUAUCGCUCCAUUUAAUUUCACUGCCAUUGGUGGUAAUUUACCUAGUGCACCAGCCUUGAUGGGUAAUGUCGUUCUGUUAAAACCCUCACCCAGUGCCGUGUUAUCCAACUGGAUUGUAUUAGAAAUAUUGCGUGAAGCUGGCCUACCCGAUGGAGUUAUUCAGUUUGUUCCAGGUCCGGCCGAAGAUAUUACAGAGCAAAUACUCAAGUCACCCGACUUUGCUUCAUUGCACUUUACAGGAUCAACACACGUUUUCAAAAAACUAUGGAGAGAUAUUGGCAAUAAUAUUGAGAUUUAUAAAUCUUAUCCGAGAAUAGUUGGAGAGACCGGUGGCAAGAAUUUUCAUGUGAUUCAUGAAUCUGCAAAUAUUGAAAAUGCUGUUCUUCAAACUAUUCGUGGUGCAUUCGAAUACGCUGGGCAAAAAUGCUCGGCAACCUCGCGUGUUUAUGUAGCAGAUUCGGUUUGGGAUAAAUUCCGUACAACAUUGCUUACUGAACAUGCAAAGAUCAAAAUUGGUCCUGUUGAAGAUUUUAAAAACUUCUAUGGACCUGUCAUUCACAAAGCCUCAUUUGAAAAGAUAAAACGUUAUAUCGAAUGGGCGAAGGAUGAUGCGAGCAGUGAAAUUAUCGCGGGUGGAAUCUAUGAUGACUCUAAAGGCUACUUUGUUCAUCCGACCAUAAUAGUAACAUCAGAUCCAAACAGUAAAACAAUUGCCGAAGAAAUUUUUGGGCAAGUUCAUUUACCUGUUCUUACUAUUUAUGUAUACAAAUCGGAAGACUACGAGAAAACAUUAGAUCUUGUUAACAAAACCUCAGAAUAUGCAUUAACAGGAGCCUUAUUCGCACAAGAUCGCUAUGCCAUUUUACUCGGCCAUAAUAAAUUGCGUAAUGCAUCUGGAAACUUUUACUUGAACGAAAAAUCUACUGGUGCUAUGGUAGGCCAACAACCUUUUGGCGGUGCUCGUGCCUCUGGUACUAAUGACAAGGCUGGAAGUGCAACCUUGUUGUACCGUUUUAUUUCUAUGCGAACUAUCAAAGAAAACUUUAUCAAUAUCGAAGAUUUCUCAUAUCCUUCUAAUUUGGAGUAA